UUUCGCUCCCGGCACGCCCUGCGCGCGGAAAGAUGGCGGCGUCCAGUUAGAAGUCUUGUGGAUACGGGGUCGGAAUGGCGUUGGCGUCCGGGCCCGCAAAGCGGGCGCUAACUGGCUCUGGAAAGCUCGGCUUCGGGGGCUGCGGGGCUCCGAGACGCGGGGCUUAUGAGUGGGGCGUUCGCUCCACGCGGAAGCCCGAGCCUCGCCCCCUGGACAGGGUGUAUGAGAUUCCGGGACUGGAACCCAUUACCUACGAGGGGAAGAUGCACUUCGUGCCCGGGCUGGCGCGGCCGCUCUUCCCGCCGUGGGAGCCCGGCUGGAAUAACCCGAGGUUCCAUCGCUCGUCCCCGAUUCACGAGCAGCGGCUUUACAAGGAGCAGGCCUGCUACGUCUUCCACCAGCGUUGCCGGCUCCUUGAGGGUAUGAAGCAGGCUCUCUGGCUUACUAAGACCAAGUUAAUAGAAGGCCUUCCCAAGAAAGUGCUUAGUCUUGUUGAUGAUCCAAGGAAUCACAUAGAGAACCAAGAUGAGCGUGUUCUGAAUAUCAUCUCUCAUGCCCGUCUCUGGCACUCCACUGAUGAUAUUCCCAAGAGAGAAACCUACUGCCCAGUCAUUAUGGACAGUCUCAUACAGCUGUGUAAAUCCCAGAUGUUCAAGCACCCUUCUCUGGCCAGACGGAUCUGUGCCCAAAACUACUCAUUAUCCACCACCUGGAAUCGAGAGUCUCUUCUCCUUCAGGUCCGUGGUGCUAGUGGUGCCCGACUGAGUGCCAAGGAUCCUCUGCCCUCCAUUGCCUCCAGAAAGGAGGUUGAAGCUACCAAGAGUCAUGUUCUUGAGACCUUCUAUCCCAUAUCUCCCACCAUCGAUCUUCAGGAAUGUCAUGUUUAUGAUGUGAAAGAUGACACAGGAUUCCGGGAGGGCUAUCCUUACCCCUAUCCCCACACCUUAUAUUUCCUGGAAAAGGCCAAUUUACGGUCACACCGCUUUCAGCCAGAUCAGCUGCGGACCAAGAUGCUCCUGUUUGCUUUUGGGAAUGCCCUGGCUCAGGCCAGGCUCCUCUAUGGGGACACCGCCAAGGUCUUGGAGCAACCCAUAGUUGUGCAGAGCGUGGGCUCUGAUGGACGUGUCUUCCAGUUUCUAGUAUUGCAGUUGAACACCACAGAUCUGGCCUCUAGUGAGGGCAUCAAGAAUUUGGUAUGGAUGGACUCGGACCAGGUUCUUUACCAGCAUUUCUGGUGUCUCCCAGUGAUCAAAAAGAAGGUGGUGGUGGAACCUGUUGGGCCUGUUGACUUCCAGCCAGAGACGUUCAGGAAGUUUUUAGCUCUGCAUUUACACGGUGCUGUGUGAGCUGAGGACCUUCUGGGGUCGAGUUCCCCUAACCUCCUGCCCUCUGAAGAGUCUACAUCCUGGAAAGGCAGUGCCUGGGCCUGGGGAGCCUCCAUAUUCUUGGUCUGGUGGUCUUAUUGGCAAUGAAGAGGCUUUGUGCUGGGUGUGGUGGCACACUCCUUUAAUCCCAGCAUGUGGGAGGCAGAGGCAGGUGGAUCUCUGGGAGAUUGAGGCCAGCCUGGUCUAUAUAGCGAGUUCCAGGUCAGCUGAGGCUACAGGGAGA
This is a messenger RNA of Nannospalax galili (Upper Galilee mountains blind mole rat), 1608 nucleotides long. RefSeq names its product mitochondrial ribosomal protein L37 (gene Mrpl37). Gene Ontology annotation, biological process: translation. The record is from RefSeq and is a predicted model, not a curated record. Gene Ontology annotation, molecular function: structural constituent of ribosome. The transcript has 7 exons. Lineage: Eukaryota; Metazoa; Chordata; Mammalia; Rodentia; Spalacidae. Gene Ontology annotation, cellular component: mitochondrion; ribosome. Bases 75 to 1346 code for a protein of 423 amino acids.